Molecule: messenger RNA, 303 nt
Organism: Exophiala oligosperma
Lineage: Eukaryota; Fungi; Ascomycota; Eurotiomycetes; Chaetothyriales; Herpotrichiellaceae
Exons: 2
Coding region: 1-303 (100 amino acids)
Source: RefSeq, a predicted model, not a curated record
AUGGCCAGCGACGACGAAUUCGAGCCAGACUCUCGUCAACGAAACUACAGAGCACCCUACACCGCCCGACACCCUAUCCCUACCGUCCAAAAGUACAAGGCCGAGCGAAGUGAAUUGAAGGGACAGCAAGAAGAGGCCGAGUCCGCACAGCACGACGAUGAGGAUGAUUCCAAGGUGAAACGAGCCUACCACGCCGCCAAGGGCGACCGAGAAUCGAAACGUUCAAGGCGCAGACACCCAUGCCGAACCACGAGAAAGGCCCGAGGCUUCACAAGGAGAAGGAGAAGGAGACGAGCAGAAUGA